This is a messenger RNA of Meleagris gallopavo (turkey), 2310 nucleotides long. Lineage: Eukaryota; Metazoa; Chordata; Aves; Galliformes; Phasianidae. The record is from RefSeq and is a predicted model, not a curated record.
CGGCCGGUGAGACCGCUCCGCCCGCGGCCUUCUCCCCGCGUCCUUCCCUGAGGACCGGGCCGGGCCUUGCUGCCUCCCAGCGGCGCCGUUCCCGCCUCGGCCGUGAGGGGGACGCCCCGCGGGGCGGCUGUGCCCGCGCUGUUCGGCCCUCCUCAGUUGUUUUGUCCGUCUGUUAACAUGUCUACUUGUUAUUGAGCCCACCUGAAAUACCCCAAGCUAAUUGAUAUUUGCCGAACACGCGGGGAAAGGUGGCAUAACUCCUAUGGACACUGCCGGGAUGGGGUUAUAACCCCACAGGGAACUCAGGACCUCGGUCUUUGCCCACUGUGUGGCUUUGUGCCUCAUCCCCUUCAACUGCUGCCAAGAAGCAUCGCAUUUUUGUGUGUUACAGAGAUACUGGAAAACCUAGCAUUGUCCCUUUCCCUCAGGCUGAAUGAUUUCUUGGGUGAAUUCUGGUCAAGUACAAUUGUAAUGCUUACCCGCUUACUUACUUCUUUCUACAGGGCAAUUUUUUCCUAGGAAACAAGCAUUUGAUAACAAAUUGCACUGAAGUUAUGGAAAAUAUCACUCUCUCUCAAAACCAGUGUGUUUUGUACAGGGUUUGUGUUAACAGCUAUUCAUUAAACUUCAUUCCCAGCUGUGCUUGUGGUGCCUGAGCCAUGGGGCUGCAGCUUGACACCCAUCUGCACACAGGCAUAGGUCAUUGCCCCUUCCAGAGGAAGAAGGAGAGCAAGAUUCUUCUGGAUUAAAAAAUAAUAAAUAUUACCUUGAACCCAUAGCACUGGAAUGUGGUGUUAAGUGCAUUAGUGCUUUGGCACGCAGUGUAGUUAGCUAGAUCUGUCUCUGAUGUAAGUCUGCAUCAUUGUGCUGAAGUCUGUAACCCCUCACCUGGCAUUGUGAGAAGUUGCUUCCUUGUGGGAAAAUUAGGUCCUAGUGAUAUUCUCUGUUUAAAAAACACAACACCAAAACUCUGCAUGUAUUUAAGUUUUAUUUAAAAACAUGAAUUGGAUGAGCCCCAGAGGUCCCUUCCAACCUGACCUAUUCUGAGUUGCUGCUGGUGUUGGUUCAUGAAGCAUUUUGCUGCCUUUGUGCAGGGCAGUGGUACAGCCUGGCUUGGGAGGGGAAGUGGGAGUGAAGUGAUGAUGCACCAGGGGUACGUUACAGCACUCAGCCUGGCUUACUGAAACAGUUGAAGCCCCUCUUUUCCUCUCUAUGGUAAUGCUGAAUCUGGCCAAGCACUACUGUCAUGCUAAAGAUUACAUGGGAAUAGGUACUGGUAAAUAGUGUCAGCUGCUUUUCAUCAUGUUUAGUGCUUUUAUGUAUGCCUUUGAGCAACAACUCAUUGAUAUUCUUUAACACAUUUUUAAUAAUUCAAACUAUUGCCUCAAUUUCUUCUCCAUGGGCAAGAAAACUGAGGCACUAAUACCUUAAGACCAACAUUUACGUGCGUGCUUAACUUGCAGAACAGCAGUCUGCUUCUUCAAGACUUCUUAGAGCCUGAAAUUUAAUCAAAGAUUGUUGGUGCAUUUUGCUUCCAGAAUGGUGACUACUCCAGAAGAUGUCAGGAAGAAGCAAACUUACACCAAUGUACACGAGGCAGUGAAAGCCGGUGACGUAGAACGGCUUGCAUUAAUGGUAAAACGCGGCGCCUCUAUCGAUGAGGUGGAUUUUGUCCACAAGUUCACACCGUUGCACUGUGCUGCACACUCUGGAAGCUUGGAGUGCCUUCACUGGUUGCUCUGGCAUGGUGCUGACGUGACACGUGUGACAGUCAGAGGCUGGACAGCAGCUCACCUUGCAGCGAUCCGCGGGCAGGACGCUUGCAUGCAGGCUUUGUUAAUAAAUGGAGCAAACCUAGAAGCUCGAGAUGACCGUGGCUGCACUCCGUCACACUUGGCUGCAGCCCAUGGGCAGUCGUACACAUUGCAAACCAUGUUGCGAAGUGGAGCGAAUGCAAACGUUGCAGACAGGAAUGACUGGAAGCCUGUCCAUUAUGCAGCUUUUCAUGGUCGCUUGGGCUGUUUGCAGCUUCUUGUUAGAUGGGGAGCAUGUGUAGAUGAUGUGGAUACCGAUGGAAACCUUCCAGCUCAUUUGGCAGCAGUGGAAGGACACCUGCAUUGCUUUAAGUUCCUGGUCAGUAAAAUGGCCAGUGUCGUGCGUGCGCUGAAAGCCAGGAAUGACCAUGGAGAGACUCCAAGGGACUUGGCUGAGCGGUUCUAUAAAGACAAUAUUCUGCAAUAUAUUGACAGUGUGGAAAAAGAGGGGGAGCAUCCAGAGACACAGGAAGGUGAGUAGGGAUGAAAUGUUAAA